AUGGAUGACUUAUCAUCAGGGUCCGCCGGUAAGCUGUAUAUCGACGACCUUACUGUGAACAAUUCAUCCGUUCUAGCAAAGUUCACUAACCUUCGAUCCCUUGACUUCAACGAUCCACCACACUGGUUCCAGCAGGAUCUGCGCGAAGCGUACAUGGAAAUGAUAGUUGCCAUACUGCAUUACGUCCCGCUUUCGAAUCUCGAAGAGCUUGAACUUCGAGUCGGUGAUGCAACGGACCUUGAGCCCUUUGCGCCUGGAAGUUGUCUGUAUGAAGAAAUUGCAGGUGUGAUACAGCGUCUUCGGCAUCUCAGGUUGACGAUCGAUACGAGGAAGAAGGAUGCAGAAUCCCGUGUAACGCUGCUUGGGGCAGUUGAGUUCUACCAUCGCAAUUCGUUCCAUGUAUGCAAGAUACUCGAAAGUGCAAGGGAUCUCAGAACUCUCCGAAUCAUGGUGAGAAGUACGAAGGUCUUGGAUAUCAACAAUGUCAAGUCUGCAAAACCUCUCCGCCUGCGCUCCCUUUCACUGGAGGGUGUUUCUGUUACAGUAAAGAAUCUGUGGAUGCUCGUGGAUAGAGUAAUCGGGUCCAUCGUGCAUAUUUAUCUUCAUAAUGUGCAAUUGAACGAUGGAACCUGGGACUGUGUGAUAUGGCCAAUGUGA
Messenger RNA from Penicillium manginii, 657 nucleotides. RefSeq lists its product as uncharacterized. The transcript has a single exon. The coding region runs from base 1 to 657 and encodes 218 amino acids. Lineage: Eukaryota; Fungi; Ascomycota; Eurotiomycetes; Eurotiales; Aspergillaceae. The record is from RefSeq and is a predicted model, not a curated record.